GUGACAAAGGCCCCGCCGCAUGGCUGCCAUGGAAACGAGCUCCUCAUCAACUACUGCUUGCAGCUGCGGCAGUUGACCCCGCAGAGGACUCAAGCAGAAACUCGACGUCCACGGUAAUCAUGCAGGCCAGCAGGGAACAGAUGAUGCUUCCGGACAGGGUCAUCAGGGAAUUCCCACAGUGCUACACACCUGAAUCCUCCCUGCAGCUGAAGAAAGACUGGGACAUUCAAGCCAUUGUAGCCUGUAACAACAGUGGUGCCAGGCCCCAGCUGUGGGACCCAAACAAAAUGUCAAAAGUGGUGGUGGUUGGCGAUUUUAAUGUUGGGAAGACCUGCAUCCUUAAAAGAUUUUGUAAAAAUGUGUUUCUAAGAGGAUACAAAGCCACCAUAGGAGUGGACUUUGAGAUUGAGAGGUUUCACAUAUGUGGAGUACCCUUUUCUCUUCAGAUCUGGGAUACUGCAGGUCAGGAAAGGUUUAGGUCUGUCGCUUCUGCGUUCUACAGAGGUGCUAUGGUCAUUGUCUCAGUCUUUGACAUGGCAAACAUUAAGUCUCUAGAUCAUGCACGCCAGUGGUUGCAGGAGUCCUUGAAAGAAAAUGAGCCUGAGUCCGUUUCCAUCUUCUUGGUUGGUAAUAAAACUGACCUAUUGCCCCGUCAGGAAAGAUGGAGGACAGAAAAAGAUGCUAUCAGCAUUGCCAAAGAAAUGAAUGCAGAGUUUUGGGCUGUUUCGGCUAAAACGGGAGAGAACAUACAGGACUUUUUCUUCAGGGUGGCAGCUUUGGCAUUUGAGAGCUGCGUACUGAAAGAAGUAAGAAGUGCAGUUCAUGCUGGGAUCGGGCCUGGAGAUGGUAUCGGGUCAGAUUGUGCCAACAUGGAGGAGGAGACAUCACCCAAAGCCAAGAAGAGAAAGUGUUGCAGAUGAAAACUGGAACAGUCAAAACUGCUGAGACCAAAAGGGACUAAGCGUGCUCCACUGAACUGAAAAUGUGACUUAAGACAUGUUCUAUUAGAUUUAGUUGAGGUACCCUGAUGGUUUUUAAAGGCUUAACCUACAGUCAUUGGUUUGAAGCUGCCAGUAAGGGGCAUUUUUCACUGAUACUAAGUCAGUGAAAAAUUAGGAUUAAUGUGUCUCUUUACAGUCAGCCCAGGUCACAGUGUCCUCCUGUAGUUUUGGACAAUUCUAUACAGGUGGACUGUAGUGCUCAGACUGAAAUUUUACAUGUAUAUUUUAGAUUUCAUUCUUUAUACUGUCAUACUUUUUAUUCUUCUGAUCAAUUUUAUUGUGAAAUAUGUGUUACCCAUUGACACAUUACACUAACACACACAAUGUUGUAAACAAAGUAAUAAAAGUGCAAAUGGGUUUUUGUUAACAUGUUUAUUUUAAGUAUUUGAAAUAUGAUUCAUACAGUCAUUGUUAAAAAAAACAAACAUUCUUUUGGU
This is a messenger RNA of Archocentrus centrarchus (flier cichlid), 1438 nucleotides long. RefSeq names its product RAB36, member RAS oncogene family (gene rab36). The transcript has 11 exons. Bases 120 to 920 code for a protein of 266 amino acids. The record is from RefSeq and is a predicted model, not a curated record. Gene Ontology annotation, molecular function: GTP binding; GTPase activity. NCBI's taxonomy places the organism in Eukaryota, Metazoa, Chordata, Actinopteri, Cichliformes, Cichlidae.